UUCAGCAAAGUCAAGAUCAAGACAUCAUUACAGAUUUGCAUGAUUUGGAAAGAAGCAUAGCUAGCUUAGAAACGUUCGGUGUGACACAUUGAGACCAAGAUUUUUGAGACUAAGGAAUUACAGACCAAGAUGUUAAGCGCUUUUAAAUUCCAUUCACCAUUGAAGAAGUGCAACCCAGCCUUGAUCACAAGUGUUUGCCUUCAAGGUCAGCGCUACCAAAUUGAACCCUCAAACUUUGUCAGGGCUAGCAGACGUACAAUGAGUGACUCUAAGGCAGGAGGUGGGACAGAGCUAUCACCAUGGCAACAAGGAUUUUACAAAUAUUUUCUUCCGAUCCAGACGAGGUUUCGAGAUGCUGAUAUGUUUGGUCAUGUGAAUAAUGCAGUCUACUACUCCUACUGUGAUACGGUCAUUAAUGAGUACCUGAGUAAAUACUGUGGAGUCAGGCACUCAAAAAAGAAUCCAAAUGAGCCGAAUAUAGUUGGGUUCAUGGUUGAUACCAGAUGCUCGUAUCGGCAACCACUCAAUUUUCCUGAGGUCAUCCUGGCUGGCAUGGCUGUCACCAAACUUGGAAACUCCAGUGUGACUUACACAGUUGGAAUCUUUGCGGAGAAAGAGGCGAGCAAAGAAGUCACCAAGGCAUUAUCAGUAGGUGGUCAUCUGAUAGAAAAGAAUGAUUUGGCUGGCUUUGAUGGUUUCAAGGAAAUGGCGGCCUCAGUAGGACAGUGUGUUCAUGUCUUCGUAGAUCUGAAUGGAGAUCAGAGGCCUCUAAGAAUACCAGAUGAAAAUAGAAUACCUCUAUCAAAUAUCAUGGUCCCCUUUGAGGGUCAAAUCAGCAAAUUAUGAGCUGAUCUUUACAGGAUUUUAAAUUCAAAUAAAUAGUAUAUCAUGUUGUGGAAGAGGUUCAUCCUGGCGAUGGAUUGAGUAGAAGAAUAGUAAUAAGUUGUCUCACGAUGGAUCAAACGUUGGUUUAUCAUUUUAGAAAUGAUGGAAAAGCAAAGAAAACAACAAAUUGUUGUCCUUUAAUAGCAGUUGUGUUUACUCCUGUUUGAAGGAAUAAAUGUAUUCAUGGUGCCAGGGAUAUCAAAUUAAUUUUGUUUUAAAAUAGGUCUUUGUAAUUCAAGUUUGCCUGUAGCUGCCAAUGUAUUUACGAAGCAAACCAUAACAAUUUUAGGAUUUUUUUUAUUUUAUUAAGAAUACCUAGCUGUAUUGAAAUACCAGCAGUACCUUAGGCAUUUAUUUGAUUGAUAUGCUAACAUAAUAUUUUUACCAUUUAAUAAGAUAUUGACAUUGACAAUGUUACAUUUCCCAAUAUACAAAAACAACAAAUUGAGAUCAAUAUUAUCCAAUUAUGCAAUAACAUACCGGUAUUUCAAGGUACUUGCAUACAUUUAUCCUCAUCGUCAAUAAUUAAAUUAAAACUGCUUGAACCAAUUAUAAUCCAUAUGAUUAGGGUAUUCUGUGCCAAGCACCCACCAACAAAUAUGGUGUCAACUGUCAACUAAAAUGUAAAAACCUAUAUAAUGCUGUAAACAAACUCAUUACACAACUAUACCAUAUUUGUUUUUGUCUCACCUGCGAAGCAAAGUGAGACUAUAGGCGCCGCUUUUCCGACGGCGGCGGCGGCGUCAAC
This is a messenger RNA of Lytechinus variegatus (green sea urchin), 1633 nucleotides long. RefSeq lists its product as uncharacterized. Gene Ontology annotation, cellular component: mitochondrion. Lineage: Eukaryota; Metazoa; Echinodermata; Echinoidea; Temnopleuroida; Toxopneustidae. The record is from RefSeq and is a predicted model, not a curated record. The transcript has 2 exons. Bases 130 to 846 code for a protein of 238 amino acids. Gene Ontology annotation, molecular function: fatty acyl-CoA hydrolase activity.